AUGUUACAGGAAGAAAGUAAGUCGAGCAAAAUGAUUCGUUCAAUACUAGCAGCGGCAUCUCCACUUCGUCGAAUAUCUGCUGCCCGGCUUUGCACCUCCUCUAUAACGUUAACUGGUGUUCGACCUUUAGGUCCAAAAAACAAAGCACCUGAUUUUUCUGGUACAGCAGUUGUAAAUGGCAAUUUCAAAACAAUUAGCAUGAAAGAUUAUAAAGGAAAAUGGCUUAUCAUAUUUUUUUAUCCUCUUGACUUGAUUUCUAUUAUGGCCAAUACAGUGGCACAGUGGCGUUGUUUCAGCAUAUGGCGCGAUGACCCUUGGUUUGACUCUGACACAUUUGUUUGUCCAACCGAGAUUACUGCCUUCAGCGACCGAUGUGCAGAAUUUCAGAAAUUAAAUGCAGAAUUGGUUGCCUGUUCCUGUGACUCCCAUUUCUCACACCUAGCUUGGGUACAAACCCCGCGUAGUGAAGGUGGUCUCGGUGAUAUGCAGAUUCCAGUGCUUGCAGACUUUAAUAAAGACAUAGCGAAUGCAUUCGGUGUGCUUGAUCAUGAAACAGGUAUUUCAUACCGAGGUUUGUUCUUAAUUGAUCCAAAUGGUGAAAUUCGUCAUUCUCUAGUGAAUGAUCUUCCGGUUGGUCGUAGUGUGGAUGAAGCAUUCCGUACGCUGAAAGCUUUUCAAUUUGUGGAAAAACAUGGUGAAGUAUGUCCAGCAAAUUGGUCUGAUGAUAAACCAACAAUUAAGCCCGGCGUCAAGGAGUCCAAAGAGUACUUCAGAAAGGUCGGCGGUCAUACAUAG
This is a messenger RNA of Acanthocheilonema viteae, 795 nucleotides long. NCBI's taxonomy places the organism in Eukaryota, Metazoa, Nematoda, Chromadorea, Rhabditida, Onchocercidae. The record is from the annotation of a GenBank genome assembly.